AUGACGAAAGCGCGACAGGACCUGAAUAUCAUUGAGUUUGAUCCAAACACUACCCGCUACGGAAAGAGAAUCCCAAAAGAAGCCUGGGAUAAAAUCAGAGCUCAGGUGUUGCCGUACUUGGCCUUGUCAGUUGCCAACAUCCGAAGGGAACUCAAGUCGCAGCAAAUUUUCGUCACAGAACACCAGCUUCAGCGGAAAGUCAAAAAAUGGCGAUCUGAUGAGAAGAGAUCAAGCGAAUCUCCCCGGGCGAUAGGUCUUUCUCGGGAUCCCGCCACAUUGAAGCACGUCAGUGGCCGCGAGAAAAAACGCAAAGACAUGACACAGACACCGCGGGUCCGCGGCACACCCAGGCUCACAUCAAACAUUGACUCCGAUCUUUGA
Molecule: messenger RNA, 381 nt
Organism: Cladophialophora immunda
Lineage: Eukaryota; Fungi; Ascomycota; Eurotiomycetes; Chaetothyriales; Herpotrichiellaceae
Exons: 1
Coding region: 1-381 (126 amino acids)
Source: RefSeq, a predicted model, not a curated record